AUGCAAACGAUGUUUUCGUUCUUCGGAUCCCAAUCCGGGACUUCGAAUACGACGCCGCGACUCGAUCCUUCGACGUUGAGCCCCGCACCCACAUAUCUGCAUCUGCAAUCGCCCCUUCAGCUCAGGUCAGUCCCGUCGAUUCAAGUUCGCCGUCUGUCGUCCCUUGUUCCGUGUCCCAUUGCUGAUUUCUCGGCUCUCGGUUUAGUAGACUGGAUCCGCGACAAUGUGCCUUAG
This is a messenger RNA of Microbotryum saponariae, 234 nucleotides long. Lineage: Eukaryota; Fungi; Basidiomycota; Microbotryomycetes; Microbotryales; Microbotryaceae. The record is from the annotation of a GenBank genome assembly.